AUGGCUCCUUGUGAGCGAGCCGAUCCCUCUGGGGGUCGAGUGACGAGCUUCAGGUCGACAUGGACUAUGACCCACUCGAGCGAUAUAGUAGGUCUCCGCUCAUUCCUCGAGGAGGAGAAGAUCGGGUCACUUAAGAACGAGGUCGAGUCCCUCAAGAGGACGAUCGAGGAGCUAAAGAAAGAGCUUAAGAUCGAGAAAAAUCAAGUAUGGCAAGAGGCUUACAAGGAAUACCUAAUCGAUCGCUUCGUCAACUCCCUUGCCUUUCUUCAAAAGGUGACACCUAAGGAUCAUCAACACUUCAGGGAUGAUAGUGAUAGUGCGACUGGGCUACCUUUCCUGGCGGGAUGGAAUGGAGAUCCGAGACUUCCUAAGGGCCAUCCCUGGUAG
Molecule: messenger RNA, 387 nt
Organism: Striga asiatica
Lineage: Eukaryota; Viridiplantae; Streptophyta; Magnoliopsida; Lamiales; Orobanchaceae
Source: the annotation of a GenBank genome assembly